Messenger RNA from Atta colombica, 1218 nucleotides. RefSeq lists its product as uncharacterized. The record is from RefSeq and is a predicted model, not a curated record. The transcript has 2 exons. NCBI's taxonomy places the organism in Eukaryota, Metazoa, Arthropoda, Insecta, Hymenoptera, Formicidae. Bases 1 to 1218 code for a protein of 405 amino acids.
AUGUUAACCGGAAAGAACAAUAUGGUCAUGUACGAGCAAGCCCCCUCGAGUGUAUGCAAGGAGCAUUACUUAUUUUUGUUGGAAUUAUACGUUAAACAGGCGUCAGGCGACCGCCUAACCAAGUUGAAUCGGAUGUUUUUCAUACCUACCAGCGUCCAUUUUGGAUUCCUCGACUUUGUAAAUGAGAAUGAUCUAGUGAUCACUCCGGUAAAUCCCCUUUUCCAACCGCAAGUAGGCAUCAUUGAUGAAGCUGAAGUAUUCAAUGUUGGAAAAUCAGUAUUGUUCACUAUCGAUUCUGAGGCGGCUAUGAACCGCGCUGCAAAAAUGAUCCUUAAAUUCACGGUGAAGAAGCAGAUGCCAGAGGCCAUCAAGCCGGAUGUCUUAGUAGGAACUGGCGAGCUGGACUUGUCCGGCCAGUAUGCGGCUUUGCGAAUAGAGAUGAUGGACUGGAAAAAUGGUGUUACAAUGCCCAAAGAGUUUGAUGGUCAAGUGCCAUUGAUUUAUAAUGAUAACUUGACGGACAAUCUGGAUAUCUUUGUAAGAAUCUCUGGUCUCGGACAGAUGAUUGUCACAGAAUUUGACGCACCAAUCGCACAGGAUCCUUCAACAUUUAUUUUCGGCGCUGGAGAAGCUGAUCAGAUUUUAUUGUACAAAUGUCGCAAAGUGGACUCUCGUAUUCUUGAUGUUUUCGAAGGUUCCUGCGAGGAUUUUCAAAGACCAAUAACUUUUCCUAUGUGCAUACCAGAGAAGUAUCCUUGUAUAUCGUGUGGGAAAUUAGCAGCUGUUGAAAAGAGGAAUGAGAAAAUAAGAAAAAAAAGAAUCGAUGGGAUGAUUGAAAGAAAGGAUACACCAUCAAAAGAUUCUGUUCGCGAUUCGUCUCAGCCUUGCGGCAAGCCGGUAAUUCUUAAAGUAUCCGGUCUCUUCGAUAAUGGUGACAAUCUCGGAAAGAAACCUACAAUAACAGUUGCCGCAGAAUCUGCAGCAACGAAACCAGGCAAGCCAUCUGAUCCUGACCAUGAUAUUUUUGUUUUGAGAAUCGGUAAAAAGGGCCUCGUUGGGGUUGGCGAGAAAUCUGAUAUACAGCUAGAGAUGAAAACCCCGAAAGGACCUGAAAGAAGGCCCCCGAUUAGAUAUGAGACCAGAGAUGUGCAGACAGAUGAGCGCCGCAAAGAACUGCCGAAAGAGCAAAUUAAGAAGAAGAUUAAGAAGAAAAAAUGA